Messenger RNA from Myotis daubentonii (Daubenton's bat), 1273 nucleotides. Its product is annotated as T-cell surface glycoprotein CD1a-like. The record is from RefSeq and is a predicted model, not a curated record. NCBI's taxonomy places the organism in Eukaryota, Metazoa, Chordata, Mammalia, Chiroptera, Vespertilionidae. Gene Ontology annotation, cellular component: external side of plasma membrane. Bases 1 to 1023 code for a protein of 340 amino acids. Gene Ontology annotation, biological process: immune response; antigen processing and presentation, exogenous lipid antigen via MHC class Ib; positive regulation of T cell mediated cytotoxicity. The transcript has 6 exons. Gene Ontology annotation, molecular function: lipopeptide binding; exogenous lipid antigen binding; endogenous lipid antigen binding.
AUGCUGUUUCUGCUACUUCCAUUGCUGGCAGUUCUCCUCGCAGCUGGUGACAAUGAAGAUGCCUUCCAGGAGGAGAUCUCCUUCAAAAUUAUCCACAGCUCUUCCUUCUACAACCGUUCCUGGGUGAAAAGUCGGCACUCUGGUUGGUUGGGUGAUUUGCAGACUCAUGGCUGGGACACCAACUCUGGCAGAAUUAUUUUCCUACAUCCUUGGUCCAAGGGCAACUUGAGCAAGGAAGAGAUAAAAGACCUGGAAAAAUCCUUCCGUGCGUUCUCCAUUGGUUUGCCGCACGAACUUCACAGAUAUGCCAGUCAAUGGCAGCUUAAAUAUCCCUUUGAGGUACAGGUAACAGGAGGCUGUGAACUGCACCCUGGGGGAUCCAUAGAAGCAUUCACUCAAUUUGCUUAUCAACGAUCAGAGCUCAUGUACUUCCAGAACAAUUCAUGGUGGCCAUCUGUAAAGGAUGAAAUUAGAGCUCAGCCUAUAAGCAGACGAUUCAAUCAGUACCAUAUAGUCAACAAAAUAGUACAGAGGAUGCUCAGUGACACCUGCCCACGUUUCCUCUUGAGUAUCCUUGAUGCAGGGAAGGCAGAUCUCCAGAGACAAGUAAAACCAGAGGCCUGGCUGUCCACUGGCCCCAAUCCUGGUCCUGACCAUCAGAUGCUGGUUUGCCAUGUCUCUGGCUUCCAUCCAAAGCCAAUUUCGGUAAAGUGGAUGCGAGAUGAACACGUACAACAGGGCACUCAACGAAGUGGAAUCUUGCCCAGUGCUGACAGGACAUGGUACCUUCAGGUUUUCUUGGAUGUGGAAGCCACUGAGACAUCUGGCCUGUAUUGCCGGGUGAGACAUAGCAGCCUAGGAGGCCAGGACAUCCUCCUCUACUUGGAGCAUCAUCAAGGCUCCGUGGGCUGGAUCAUCUUGGCAGUGAUGGUGCCCCUGGUGCUUCUGACAGCUCUUGCAUUUUGGCUUAGGAAGCGCUGGUCACACUGUGAGCCGCCUGCCAUUCUUCUUCCUCUGGAAUGAGAUCCAGCAGCCCUGGGGUUCCAGACAUAUUUAAACGCAGCAUGGCGACAAUGUCUGCUCAGCUCUCCAUGUACAACUUUGGUUGCUUAUAUGUUAUUUGUGUGUUUAAUGGUUAGUUAUUAAUAUAAGCUAAAGGUAAUUUUGCAGGACUUGCUUUCGGACCAGUUCCGAGAUAAAAGUCUUAUUUCAACUCUGGAUAAAAUGAGAUCCUAGCAACCGCUACAUAUUGAAAAACUGAUGAAUCUCAGGC